Molecule: messenger RNA, 3254 nt
Organism: Tuber aestivum (summer truffle)
Lineage: Eukaryota; Fungi; Ascomycota; Pezizomycetes; Pezizales; Tuberaceae
Source: the annotation of a GenBank genome assembly
ACAUUCUCCGCUUUCCCCCCAUACACCAUUCUACCGAAAGAAAGAGGAAAAACACUUGCUCGUGCUCGCAUCAUUUUAUCAUUACACCGCAUUGUUUCUUUGUUCUGCGUCAGACUGCUACGCUCUUUAUUGAGUUUGUUUACUUUUUCUUUAUUUUUCUUUGCUUUUAGGCACUGCCAUUGCAAUUCCGUGCCCCAGGUCAGGGGUUGCUGCUCUUCGCUCGUUCUCGACUUCAUUCGGUUUCCAACCACAGGCCUCGCUCCGACAGCAAUAACAAACAAUUGCAUUAAUCUCACAACUCCAUUCUCAUCAUGAACACUCCUCCAAGGCUUCGUUCUCGUGGACGGCCCAAGACUCCCCCUGCCCCUCGUCAUGGUCCUAAGUUUUCCCCUGAACCUGAGCGUACCUGUAAGCGAAAGGGGGCCUCUUCAACAUCGGGUUAUUCUACUGCAACACUUUCCCCACCCCCUUCAUCGCCCAUAGCACCUCACUCGCCCGAGCAAACACGUAUCGUUAAGGGCAAAAAGCGGACUACGUUUGCUGCCGAGGGGCCCGCGGGAGCAUCGUCAUCUGAGGUUGAUAGUGAUGGGGACAAGGAGGGAAAAGUGGGAGGAGGGGAGCAGGAUAAUGAAAUUGAGAAGAUUCUGGGAAAGGGUAGAAAGACCUUGUUGAAUCCGGGAGGAUUUGGAUUGCCUACGCCUGCAAAGACCCCUUCCCGCAAGCGAAAACAUCUGGAUUUAGAAGAGAUUGUUGGUUCAGCGAGGGUUCUGUUCCCUUCGUCGUCCAAGUCCAAGGAUUCCUCUUCGACCCCACUGUCAUGCGCUCGGAGAACACUCCUCAAAAAGUCUCCCCCCAGGCAGAGAAAAGGUGGAAUGGGGUCAUUGGAUCUCUUGGGUGAUGAACGACCUGCUUUAGACUCUAUAAGCAUAUUCACAGACUCUAAUGCUCGCAUUCCGAAACAUGAUGAUGAUCCAGACAACCCGUUUAUUACUAGGCCGGGAGAAGAGAGCGUCACCUCCAAAAGGCAGAGAAUCAAAAAUAAAAAGGCAAAGUCCUUGGGGGCAGAUGAAGAUAGAGAGGAUGGCAUGGUGUAUGUUUUGUAAGGCUCGCCAUCUACUGUAUUACGCGCUUAACUCCCCACUAACUCACCUAUAGUCGAGGAAAGAAGGUUUUCAAAAAAUUCACCGAAAUGGAAGACCCGAAUGAGCGUCUUCCGGGUGGUUUGGAUGAUGGAGAAGAUGAUGAGAUAAGUCUUGAACGAUCUGCUAUCAAGCCACGCCUACUGUUUCCACCGAAAUCUCCCGAGGAGCCCGAGAUUCCUGUUGAAGAGGAGGCAGAGACGGAUAUUGAGGAGUCUACUUCUUCACAACCGGCUACCUCGUUCGCCGAAGCUCUUGCUACAAUGGGAAAACAGGAGAAGCGUGAUAUCUCACGUCUGACACCCGACUCUGAGGACGACAGCGGACGUAGCAAUAUCUUCAAUCCGGGGGGCAAGACUGUGUCAAAGCGAAAGUCCAUCUUCGAUGCUGGUGAGGAUGGAGAUGAACCACUCAUUGCACCGGUCAAGAAGAGCAUGCGGAGAAAGCGGGGUCUGGAGGACGAAUCCGCUACGCUUGAGAGCCCAAGGAGAGUCAGAAUAAAGAGAGCACGGGUCUAAUUCCCAAUGUCCUUUCCGUGUAUUAAUAGGUGGAAAAAUUCCCUUGUAUCGUUGUCAUCAUCAGCAUUUCGUUCGAUUGUCUCCAUUUAUCACAUUGUUUUCAUGACUUGAUGUAUUUUUUCCCCCAUGAGCAUUCUUUAGCACGGGCCACGAUUUCGGUAAGGAUAGAAGGAUGUCAAGGUUAACUUCGCAUACCACCAACUUUUCCUUCUUCUUUUCCUUUUCUCCCCUUCACUUAUUUUUCUCCGCUAGCAUCUCUAUGUCCUUGAUUGUUUCACCCGUCAAGCCGGUUCUUUUAUACCACCCCUUUUUUUAUUCCUUCUCUAAUCGUGCCUGUGGCUUUUGUGCCUUCCCCUAUCUUGUGUUUGCAAAUCGAGGAAACGAAGUGAGCACGAGCUUACCUCUUAUUUUUUUAUUUUUUAUUUUUAUUCCGUUUUGGGAAGGGAUCAAUGGCAAAAUGGGGUUGUUUUCUCCUAGGGGGGUUUUUUUUUAUCAAAGGCGAAAUACCUGGGCAAUGGUCAUCGAUAUCCUGUUUGUAUAUCUGAUAUUUGUAUCUCCCGCCUCGCGGAUGGGUUGGACGGUUGCUAUGGAUCAGGGUUUUUCUGGAAAGGGGAGCUCAGAGUUAAACAAUUUAAUAACACUUUGGUAGCUGUUGUGCAAGAUAGUUUAUUGUGAGUGAGUUAGUUAAGGGCCGUGAUUUUUUGCACUGCGCUCCCGUACCAUACUCUCAAAUAUUCGUUGAAUAUCGUUGAUAAAAUUCUGCCAUAAAGUAGUAUUAUUAUGAGUGAAAUGGGAUAAAAUAUAUUUUUGUUGGAUCCGUGAUGAUCUGUUGUGAACCACGAGAUGGUGUUUUACUCGGGAGCGAACCGUUGCAUGAAGCUAUCGAUGUCUGCAGGGAGAUCAUGUAGGAAUCGGGUCGAUCCAUUGGAGACUUGGGAGUGAAGAAGCUUUCGGUGCCUCUCUCUCGACCUGACUGCGGCUCACCAAUUUCCAGACAUGGGCGUUAAGCCAAGCUUCCGGACAGCCCCUUUGAUUACGAAUUCGUUGCCUGGGGACGCGAUUGCUGCUUCAGAAGUGAGUCCCUGAUAACUAUCUCGAGAAUCACCCCCCUCCAUCUCCCCAGGCAAAGCUGUAUGUAGCGAGGGGCUGAAGUCUGCCCUCACAUCCCUCGAACCUCUUUCCAUUCCUUCAGAGCUACAGCCCUCACUCGCCUUUACGAAGUUUAUCGCUCCCACCUGGUUCAGCGGAUUCACUUCUACCAGUACAGCCGUUAACACUGCCACUGCCAUAAUCUUCCCCCUUCCCCCCUUUCGGACUUACCUACCUACUUACUAUAACAUACGACAGUUGCUCGCUUUACCCGUUGAAUGGGUUGCCUGUGACAGCACCUAACUUCAGCCCUUCAUUCCUUCAGCAACAAGGGAGAAACUCUCUGAACCUCACUUCACUCUCUAAGGCGGCCUAAAAGGUCAUACCGCUUGCAUGAGCGACGAAAAACGCUCUAUGCUUGGGAGCUCCCUUCCAAUCCCAACUUACGAAGAGGCGACAUCCUCCCGAGCCCCUAGCGAUGUCGGCGACAAUCCGCAUACCGAGGAGG